AGAAGAUGUGCGAGCACUGCAAGGCGGUCAGGAGGCGAGGAAAAGUCUACAUCGUGUGCUCAGCCAACAAGAAGCACAAGCAGCGCCAGAGGUUCCACACCCUUGCUCCCUCUGCGCUCUCCCACGAGGAGGCGGAUAUCUCUUUGUCCUCCAUGGCGCCUGGAUCAGCGUCAGCCAUGCUCUCUGAUCCCUCGCCCCUGUCGACUUCCCUGUCAAUGCACUGGCUCAGCCAAGCAGUGAACAUGUGGGGCUCCAACAUCUCGCGGGCUGAGGUGACUGGAGUCUCUGAAACUAGUGGAAACGUUCUCCUCAGAAAAGACGUUCAGUCGCUCAUCUACCUGCCCUCGAGCAAGCACUGAGCUGACAGGUGGGGAGAGAAUCCUCCCAUGCCUUUGCGUCUCAACUAGACUGUGUGGACAGAUUAAGCAGGUGGGAAUACCAGGUGGAUGAUCUUGUUACGACAGACCGAUAGCAUGUUUUAAUAAAAUUCACGCUGUGUGGC
Guillardia theta CCMP2712 is the source of this 502-nucleotide messenger RNA. RefSeq lists its product as hypothetical. The record is from RefSeq and is a predicted model, not a curated record. Gene Ontology annotation, biological process: translation. Bases 6 to 359 code for a protein of 117 amino acids. Gene Ontology annotation, cellular component: ribosome. The transcript has a single exon. Lineage: Eukaryota; Cryptophyceae; Pyrenomonadales; Geminigeraceae. Gene Ontology annotation, molecular function: structural constituent of ribosome.